Messenger RNA from Trematomus bernacchii (emerald rockcod), 1422 nucleotides. RefSeq names its product alcohol dehydrogenase 1-like. The transcript has 10 exons. Gene Ontology annotation, cellular component: cytosol. Lineage: Eukaryota; Metazoa; Chordata; Actinopteri; Perciformes; Nototheniidae. The record is from RefSeq and is a predicted model, not a curated record. Gene Ontology annotation, biological process: formaldehyde catabolic process. Bases 60 to 1187 code for a protein of 375 amino acids. Gene Ontology annotation, molecular function: zinc ion binding; S-(hydroxymethyl)glutathione dehydrogenase [NAD(P)+] activity.
UUCUCCUUACUUCCAAAGCUGCUAUCCUCUCUUCACCCUAUUCUCGCCUGUUCACUCUUAUGUUUGCAGCAAAAAUGGCCACAGCUGGUAAAGUCAUCAAGUGCAAGGCAGCAGUGGCCUGGGAGCCGAACAAGCCUUUGGUGAUUGAGGAGGUUGAAGUAGCCCCGCCCCAAGCCAAUGAGAUCCGCAUCAAGAUUGUGGCAACUGCAGUGUGCCACACAGAUCUGCACCAGCUUUUGGAGAAUACUCAUGAAGAUUGCUUCCCAACAGUUCUCGGCCAUGAGGCAGCUGGCAUCGUUGAGAGCGUUGGGCCUGGAGUCACUGAAUAUAAGCCAGGAGAUAAGGUCAUACCUCUGUUUCUAGCCCAGUGUAGAGAAUGUCGCUUCUGUAAGAGUCCAAGGACCAACCAGUGUGAUAAAGCAUGGUUGUUCCCAGAAUCCCGCUUUACCUGUAGGGGGAAGAAGGUGCUGCAGUUUUCUGGGACCAGUACUUUCUCUGAGUACACUGUGGUUAACCAGAUGGCUGUGGCUAAGAUCGACCCUGCUGCCCCUCUGGACAAAGUCUGUCUCAUUGGCUGUGGAAUCUGCACAGGAUAUGGAGCAGCAGUUAAUACAGCUAAGGUGGAAUCAGGCUCAACAUGUGCUGUGUUCGGCCUGGGAGCCGUGGGUUUGGCUGCAGUCAUGGGCUGCCAGGCUGCAGGAGCCAAGAGGAUCAUCGCUGUUGACAUCAAUCCAGAGAAGGCUGAGAAGGCCAAGGUGUUCGGGGCUACCGACUUCGUGAACCCCAAGGAUCACAGUAAACCCAUCAGCCAAGUUCUGUCUGAGAUGACUGACGGAGGAGUGGACUUCUCCCUGGAAUGUGUCGGGAGUGUGGCAGUCAUGCGCAGUGCCUUGGAGUCUUGUGUGAAAGGUUGGGGUGUCAGCGUGAUUGUUGGGUGGACGGACUUAGAGGACUUUUCUGCCCGCCCGCUUCAGCUCAUCGCUGGACGGACAUGGAAGGGCUCUGUGUUCGGAGGUUUUAAGGGUAGGGAUGACGUGCCUGGAAUGGUUAAAGCCUACAUGGACAAGAAGUUGAAGGUGGAUGAGUUCAUCACCCACAACAUGACUUUGGACCAGGUCAAUGACGCCAUUGAACUGAUGAAGCAUGGCAAAUGCAUCCGGACGGUCCUCAAUGUCUCUCCACAAUAAGACCACUCUGUUGCUCUUUAUAACCUCCAUAAGUAACUCACCAAUCUGAUUUUCAUAAUCUCAGCAUAAUAAUGAUACAAAUAACAUACCCAUAAAGAGAUCUUGUAAAUGACGCACACUAUUAAGGCCUGCCCUUGAACAUUCACUAGUCAGGUUAUUCUAAGCAGUGUUUAAUAGAAAAUUGCUAAUUAUUUCAGGUUUUUCUAUCUAGAGCAUAAUAAAUGUUCUAAACAGA